Messenger RNA from Exophiala viscosa, 1512 nucleotides. RefSeq names its product cytochrome P450. The transcript is spliced from 6 exons. Bases 1 to 1512 code for a protein of 503 amino acids. The record is from RefSeq and is a predicted model, not a curated record. NCBI's taxonomy places the organism in Eukaryota, Fungi, Ascomycota, Eurotiomycetes, Chaetothyriales, Herpotrichiellaceae. Gene Ontology annotation, molecular function: iron ion binding; monooxygenase activity; oxidoreductase activity, acting on paired donors, with incorporation or reduction of molecular oxygen.
AUGGCUGCAACAAUCCUUUCCCACUUAAUACUAACGGUGAUUUCGCUCAUACUGGUCUCGGUCGCUUCCAACAUCAUCAGGCAGCUCUUCUAUCGGGAUCCUCACAAACCACCGGUUGUCUGGCAUUGGUUUCCACUGAUAGGCAAUACCGUGGACUAUGGGAAAGACCCUUACAAGUUCUUCUUCAAGUGCCGGGAAAAGUAUGGCGACUAUUUCACUUUCGAGCUCCUGGGCAUGAAGACCACCGUUUUCCUAGGUGCUAAAGGCAAUGACUUCAUUCUCAACGGCAAGCAUAAGGAUCUCAAUGCUGAAGAAGUUUAUGGACCUUUGACAGUACCGGUCUUCGGUCGUGGUGUGGUGUAUGACGUCGAAAAUGCUCGUUUCAUGGACCAGAAGAGGCUUCUUGUCGGAGGCUUCACCAGUCAAAAUCUGCGAGCAUAUGUCCCCGAAUUUGUCAGGGAAGUCGAGCAGUAUUUGAAGGCCAAUGUGGCAUUCCGUGGUGAAGGCGGAGUCUGCGACGUAUCAUCUGUCUUCUCCGAGAUCUCUCUUUAUACUGCUGCUGGCUCAUUACAAGGCAAGGAGGUCCGAGACUCGUUCGAUUCAACCUUUGCAACAUACUACCGUCACCUCGAUGAUGGUUUUGCGCCGGUCAAUUUCAUGUUUCCCUGGCUGCCAAUACCCAUCAAUCGACGGCGCGACCGUGCCCAGAAAGUGAUGGCUGGCCUGUACACGGAUAUCAUCAGGAGGAGGAGAACGACGGGCAAUGAGACGGAUAGCCACGACAUGCUCUGGGCGUUGAUGGAUGCCCGGUACAAGGACGGCACGGCGAUACCUGAUGAGGAAAUCGCCAAUCUCAUGAUAGCUCUCCUGAUGGGUGGUCAGCACAACACGGCAGCAUCGGGUACAUGGGUCAUGCUUCAUCUAGCCCAUCGACCACAUCUAAUCGAAGAGCUGUAUCAAGAGCAAAAGGAUGUGAUGGGUAGCGAGAGCCUCACCCUCGAAUCCCUACAGAAACUCACCCUUCAUAACAACGUGAUCAAAGAGACGCUCCGACUACACAGCCCUAUCCACUCGAUCAUGCGAAAGGUCAAGACACCGAUGCAGAUUCCCGACACAGAUGUCGUCGUCCCAGCAGGUCAUAUUCUUCUUGCUGCGCCGGGAGUGCCUUCUCGAACCGAGGAAUUCUUUCCUAACGCAAUGGAGUGGAAUGCUCACCGAUGGGACAAGCAGGAGCAGGACGAGAAUGAGGAAGGUGACACGAUCGACUAUGGCUAUGGGGCUGUCUCCUCGAAGGCGGCAUACAGUCCUUAUCUCCCGUUUGGUGCGGGCCGACACCGUUGCGUUGGUGAGACUUUCGCUUAUGCGCAGCUGGGCGCGAUACUGGCUACAUUGGUGAGGCUAUUGCAAUGGGAGCAGGUCGAUCCUAAGGCUCCUGUCCCGGAGACUGAUUACUCGUCAAUGUUCUCCCGGCCAAUGCAUCCUGCCACAAUACGUUGGAGACGCCGCCCAUAA